AUGAAUCCCCCGGGAAGAUCGCUGGAGAUCCACCCAGACGGAAGUGAGAUUGGAUUGCCACCUCCCAAGAUCGAUUUACUAUGUAGGCUGCUGAAUUCUGAAUUCCUGAUGGUCAAGCCUGGGUAUGCUCUCCACCCGGAAGGGCAGCCGGAGCUGGUAUCCCCUACGCUAGGGCUUGGAGUCAGGAGAUAUCAAGCGGUCGAAUCCUUUCUCAAGUUUCCUGGGACGUGCUUCAAAGCUGCAUUGUCUAGCAGUCUGCACGGAGCUCCAAAUGGCACACACUUUCCGCCUCCCCGCCCUUACGGGGUGGCUGGUGAGAAAUGUGUCAGAGAUACUCGCCUCUAUCGCAUUUGGUCCGAAUACUCCGUAGUCCAGAAUGAUUGGCAAAAUGAAGGUGGAAUGGAAGCGGUAAAUCGCUCGUCGGUUGCCAUGAUAUCUUCAAAAAGAGUUCUCAACGGUUAA
Messenger RNA from Aspergillus ochraceoroseus IBT 24754, 462 nucleotides. RefSeq lists its product as uncharacterized. The coding region runs from base 1 to 462 and encodes 153 amino acids. The record is from RefSeq and is a predicted model, not a curated record. The transcript is spliced from 2 exons. NCBI's taxonomy places the organism in Eukaryota, Fungi, Ascomycota, Eurotiomycetes, Eurotiales, Aspergillaceae.